Messenger RNA from Macadamia integrifolia, 3054 nucleotides. RefSeq names its product protein HEADING DATE 3B-like. Lineage: Eukaryota; Viridiplantae; Streptophyta; Magnoliopsida; Proteales; Proteaceae. The record is from RefSeq and is a predicted model, not a curated record. Gene Ontology annotation, biological process: regulation of photoperiodism, flowering. Bases 428 to 2818 code for a protein of 796 amino acids. The transcript is spliced from 4 exons.
UUUUUUGAUUUUUAUAUUUCUCUCAGACUAUGAUCGUCAUCGUCUACUUCUACGGAGUUCCAAUUCGACCCUAUUUUCCCGUUACCAAUCUAUCUUUGCGAAAUCUUUUUCUCCUAUUUCAUCACUGGAGAUGUACGGCAGCUCUUUUAUCUCCUGUUUUAUAUAAUCGUUGCUUUACCCUUUUAGGAUUCUGCUCGGUUUUGGGCGAAAAGAUCUUUCAUUUGCUGGUGCGUGUUAUUGUGUUCUUAGAAUUGUCGUCUAUUCAGUGAAACAAAUGGAUUUUCCCAUCUGGGUCGGCGAGAUUUUGGGUUUCAGCUAGUGGGUUUAGCUGUGGGAGAUCUGGGGCAUGGGAUGUUCUUGUGAAUUUGAUCCAAAAAUUGGUUCCUGUAGUCGGGUUUUUUGUUGCAAGACCUGAAAGGGAGGGAGGAUGAUGGAGGGGGGAAAAGAUGAGGAGAAGAUCAUGAGUCCUUUGUUUCCGAGGCUCCAUGUUAAUGAUAAAGAGAAAGGGGGGCCAAGGGCACCUCCGAGGAACAAGAUGGCCCUUUAUGAACAACUAAGUAUACCUUCUCAGAGGUUCAAUUCGCGUCUGCCGUCUCACAACGCUGGCAGCUUGGUUCCUUCAACGUCCUCGACUCAAGGUGGAGGCCAUGAAAGGAGUGUGCCUUCCCCUCUUCAAAUUCCUUCUGCCACACCUGUUCAUUUUGCUGAGAAGCUUCAUUCUUGCUCUUCUGAUGGGGUGAAUUUAAAUGUAUCGAUGGCAGUAUUUGAGCGGAAAUCCAUGAAAAAUGCAAAUUAUCAAACUUCCAAUGCUACAGGGUUCAUGCCAUCAACUCCUGAAUGCAAUUCCUUCCAUCCGUAUGACUACUCCAACUCGAGGAACUCUGGCCAAAAGCAACUUGGAGAUGAGGAUGAUGUAAGGGUUCCCACCUUUGUGCCCCCAGGUGUUGCUCCUUGUCCUAAUAUGGAUAUUCCCAGCAUGGAUGGAGAAAGACUCGCUCCCUUCUGCCCUACUGACCUGGGUCAUUCUACGGUUAACCCAGUGAAUAAUCUGCUGAAAUCUGCAGCUACAAGUAGCUAUCUGUUAAUCCCACCUCAGAAUGUUUGCAAUGAGCACUCAAAACGUUCUGAUACCACAGAUAUGAGGUCAAGACAACCAGUAAGAAACCACAUUGAGGACAACCUGAAAGGGUCUUUCACGAAUAGCGAGUGUACAGAAAUGCCUGCAUCCCACAAAUGGACUAGAGAAAAGGUUGCUGAUGCCUUAAAGGAUGCUUGUGGAUCUGCAAAUCCGGAACAUCAAAAUAGUCAACUGGGUGAUUUUGGAAGGGUCAAUGAUACUGGGGGAUGGGUACAACAGAAAUCCAGAGCUGGCUUGCUCCAAAACAACACUGUCUGUGGUGAUGGGAUUUCAGUUGAAUUCGUCGGAUUGGAAAAGGGAAAUAUUUCAAGGGUGAGAAGUGGACCCUGUUCCAGAGUAUCACCUGGAAAUUGCCGCCGACGUCCUGAUCAUGCUGAAUUUGGGAGUGAGUGCCAUGAAGACAAUUCAAAUAGGUCAUUACAAGUGAGAGAGGUGGAUAGAAAUGAUGAUGUCUCGGAGACCUCCAUGUUGGACUCUAUUUCAGGAUUAGAUAUAUCCCCUGAUGAUGUUGUUGGAGUGAUAGGACAGAAGCGUUUCUGGAAGGCAAGAAGAGAAAUUGUCAAUCAACAAAGGUUGUUUGCUGUUCAAGUAUUUGAGUUGCAUAGAUUGAUUAAGGUUCAGAGAUUGUUUGCUGGUUCACCGCAACUGUUGGUUGAAAAUAAUCAUUAUCUGGCUAAACCUUCUUUGAAGGUAUCUCCUAUGAAGAAGCUGCCAGCUGAGUAUGUUCUGAAACCACUGCAACAGAAUGUUAAGCAGAAAGAUGAUUCUCAAAAGCCAAACCAGAGUAUUGAAUGUGCAGCUGAGAAUGCAGUUGCGAAGCCCACUCUUCCUGCUCCAAACAAUGGUAUGAACCCACUUGUUAGUCAACAUUCAAGCUGUGGCCUUUAUCCUGGAAAUCCACCUGCAGCACCUGUUGUUACUGAUAAUAAAAUGGGUCCUUGGUGUUUCCAUCCACCUCCAGGGAAUCAAUGGUUGGUUCCCAUUCUCUCUCCUUCGGAAGGACUUCUCUACAAGCCAUAUACAGGGCCUUGUCCACCUACUGCUGGAUAUAUGGCUCCUAUUUAUGGAGGUUGUGGGCCUUUUAGCCUUCCUCCUGUGGCAGGGGACUUCAUGAAUCCUGCAUACGGAGUUAUGGCUACUCACCAACAUGGCAUAGGUGUUCUUCCUGGUGCUCCUCCAGUUGGUCCACCGUACUUCACUCCAUAUGGCAUCCCAGUCAUGAGCCCGGUUACAUCUGCCUCAGCUGUUGAUCAGGCAAGCCUGUUGGCUGGUCCACGGCCACAUGGGCUAGCAGAACAAUUAUCAACAGGGGAGGCAAAAUUCAACAUGCACCAAGAAAGCUCAUGCAACUAUUCAAACCAGAAGAGUGAAGCUGUUGCUAAUGGUGUUUGGAGGUUUAAGACAUCAAAAGAUAGUGAACUACAAGGGAGUACGGGAAGCAGUCCAUGUCAGAGGACACAAGGAGGGCCAGAUCAUGUAGCUGAAGGAAGUGAUCCUCUCCCACUUUUUGCUAUGGCUUCAGCUGUGCAGGUUCCGGAUGGCAAUCCUCAGGACCAUGGCAGUGAUCAGCAGACCCGGGUGAUCAGGGUUGUGCCACACAACCCCAGAUCUGCAACUGAGUCUGCAGCACGAAUUUUCCGAUCCAUACAGAAAGAGAGGCAGCAAUAUACUACAGUUUAGUUUUAAGUUACUCUGUUGUUGUAUCUUCAUCUUAAUUCCCUCGAUGCAAUGGUGAAUCAAACAACCAUAAAAAUAUUUUUAGCUGAUCCAACUUGAUUGUGUCUGAUCGUCUAUCAGUCCUUGUUUAGGUGCUUGAUAGUUUUAAUCGUUUCUGAUAUGAUGAUAUAUUAUUAUUUAAUUGUAAAUAUUACUUCUAAAAACACCAUUAAGAAAGGUGUAUGGUUUUUAUUUUUAAA